This is a messenger RNA of Paramecium tetraurelia, 3504 nucleotides long. RefSeq lists its product as uncharacterized. The transcript has 5 exons. The record is from RefSeq and is a predicted model, not a curated record. NCBI's taxonomy places the organism in Eukaryota, Ciliophora, Oligohymenophorea, Peniculida, Parameciidae.
AUGUAUAUUGUCUUGUUCUCUUUUAUCUGUGUUGUGUAUUCAAUAACUUAUGUGCUCAACAAAGAAGAGAUAAAAAUCUUGGAGAAUUACGCAAAUGGAAUCGAAAAAUAUGAUAAAUAGAAAGAAAAGCUGCCUCUAUAGAGUGUUCUUAAACUUGACAAUAAUGAAAGUGUGGUUCAAGUAACUUCUAUGUUUACUCCUUUUGAUAAUUAAUAGAGAGUCGACAUCUUAACCAAGAAAGCAGAGAAUACUUACUCAGUCUAUACUAUAUAUUAUGAUAAAUAAUUUAAUUCAGAACCUAAGUAUGAAAGUGUUGAAAUACAAUAAACAGGUAGAUGCACCUCCUUAACAUACUUAAAUAAUUAAUUUGUUGUUGAUUGCUCAUUUACUUCAAUUUAAUUUAUAUUGUAGAAUGGUACUAAUGUUACAUACAAUAACGACCAACACCUUUAAUUCACUCAAAUUUUAGGGUUCUACGGUGGAAUCCUAGCAUUAUCUCCAGGAUAAUUAACAUUCUUUGACGAAUAGUUGAAAAUGGAAAGAUAGACUUUGGCCAAUUACAUUUAAGUGCUUAAGGAUGAAAAAAAUGUUUAUGUAUUAAAUGAACACUAAGUGAUCUAAUAUACACAAGAUGAUGGCAUACUCGAAUAUGAUCAUAAAUGCUAAGUUACACCAGAAUUUAUGACCAUUUUAGAUGAUACUUUUUAUAUUUAAUGUGGUACUCUAAGAAAGGUUGAUUAAAGUGAGAUUGAAGUAUUUCAGUUAACAGUAUCCCAACUCUAAUCAACCAAUCGAUAUAUCAUUUUGAAUAAUACCAGCAUCUUUAAUAAAAAUUUUGAUUCUUGUUUUUUUGUAUCAUAUGGCUAAUUGUAUCCGGUAAAUUAUGAUGACGAUGUGAUUCAAGUAGUGAAUAAUCAAAUAUCAAUUGGCUCCAUUAAAGGAUACUACCUGAUUUAAUCAAAUGAAAUAUCCUAAUUCAAGUUAUCUUACGAUUAAUUUUAUGUUGUCGAUAAGGGAUUAUAGGUUUUGGCUUCUGGAGAAACUGAUUUUUAUGGAAAUGAAUAUUAAGUAGUCAAUUAUGUUUCAGGACCUAAUGUAGUAAUUAGUGAUCAGGGAUAAAUCGAUGGCCCAAUUUCCUGGAACAUUGAAAAAUAGAUAUCAAAUAAACAAUUGCUGACAUUACUGAAUUAUUUGGAUGAAUCUAUAGUGAUUAUCUAUUAACAAGAUAAAAAGUUAUACUCGCAAAAAUGUGAUGUUGAUGAUAAACUUAAAUUUGAAAAGGAAGCACUCAUAACUUAAAAUGUUCCAUCAGACAUUAAAAAUGUCCAAGGGUCUGUGGUUGGUAAUCAAAUUAUAGUUGCUUAUAUAUCCUAAGGAAGUUUGUUUAUAUAUCAAAACAAUACACUUUUACAAUAAGUGAACAAUGUGAUUACUUUCCAAUUGAAACAAAGCCUUAUUAUUAUCCUUAAUGACACUCAAGUAACUAUAAGCUAAAUCGUCAAUCAAUAAUUGUAAUACUUAAGCAUACUUAAUGUUGGUUGUACUAUGGUUAGUAAAUUUUCAAAUGAGAUUGCAUUGGUAGACCAAAAAAAUAAUCUUUUAUUAGUCAGCAAUUCUAAUAAUGGUUGGUAUUAAUCAUUUUCAAAGGCUUUUACAGACAAAAUUAUUAAUAUUUAUUAUGUAAAUAGUUAAUUGAUUGUGUUGACUGAGAAAUCAGCACAAGUUUAUGAGAAUAGAAUAUUGAGAGGCAAGUUAGAUUUGGAUAAAUUGGAAAAUGGGAAAUAUUUAUAAACUCAAACCCAUUUGUAUUAUUACAAUAACUCCUAAAUACUUUAAUUAUAGAUCUACUCAGAACUAUCCUUAUCAAGUUGGCCAUAAUAAGUCAUCAAUUAUAAGAUCUAAUAAAAAUUUUUGGUUCUGACAUUUGAUAUUUUUGAAAUAUUACUUUUAGAUAAUAAUCUAUAUGCAUAUAGUUCAAUUUUAUUAUUUACACCCAAUACUAUUGUGGAGAGAGAUGUAUAUUCCAGAUUCACCUAUGCCAAUGUAAUCUUCAAUAAUUACUAAAACCACUCUGUUGAUGUUAAGGUUAAGGUUAUUGGUGACAUUUUGAAAUUGCAAACCUUGCCUUACAAUGAAUCAGACUAUCAAAUCAAUGAUGGCAUGGUAUAAAUUGAUCAAGCUUUGCUUUUUGAUGGACCAAUCUCGAAUAUUGGCACCAAUGUUAAAGAUGAAUUUGAGAUAAUUUAGAGAGUAAGUAGGAGUAAAUAGUAACCAAGUUGGAUUAAUACAGGAUUGGUUGAUCUAAUCUAUAUUGGAAACAACCAAAAAGUUGCCUAUUUAAACCCUACUUUAUUUCUUUGUUCAGACAGUAAUUGUUAAACAAUCGCAAAUAAUACUAAAGAUUGUUUCACUUUAGAGUAAGAUUAAAUAUAAUUUUAUUUGGUAUGCAGCAAAUCUAUUUAUUAUGGUUUAAAAUCAAAACCAGAAUAAAUAAAGAGUAUUGAUUUUACUGCAACAUCAGACUAAUUAAUUAGUAUCAAAUUUGAUCAAGGUAAGAAAAUAGGAGUAAUAAGCUAAUCUAAAUCAGGUAUAUAAUUCUCAAUCUAUAUCAACUUUAAAUUUAAUGGAAAAAUAGAAAUUGAUGAUUUAAAAGAUUUCUAAUUCGGCAAUGAUCACAUAAUAUUAUUAAAAUCAAAAUAAGUGAUGAUGGUGGAUGAUGAAUUGAAAGAGUUAAACACAUUUGAUUUAUUAGACAGUUUGAUUUCGACUGAAUAGAACUUUGCAUUGAAAUUUUUAGAAUUUUCAAAAAUAUGUGAAUACAAGGAAAGUCAAUAUAUAAUAUCAAGUGUUGAUGGUCCAAUCUAUUUGAUAUAUUUUAAUAAAGAAUACUCAGAGUUAGUUUUGUAAUUCACUAAUAUUUAAGAUUCAACCCCAAUUUAAACCUAUUUAUUUGAAAAAUAGAUAUUAAUAUGUGUUUAUGAGGAUGAUGAUGAUCAUUACGCUGCUUUUUAUGAUUUUGAAGAUAAGUCAAAAUCAUCUUUAAUCAUCCCAUAUUUUAAUGUUAUUUAAUUGGGAUCUUCAUUCUCAAAAUUACAUUAUACUCAAUAAUAUAAUAAUAACUCAAUUAUUUUGGUUGAUAGUUCUAAUAACAGAUCAAUCUUUACUAUUCAUGAUUAUCUCCAAAUUAAAAGUAUUUCAUCAAAUAAACAACUCCAAGAUCUGAUUGCUUAUGAUUUGCUUUUUCAAUAAGCCAAAAUUAAUCUAAAAAUAGAUUUGACUGAAACUGAUGAUGCUAACGAUGAUUGGAUGCUAGCUAUAUAUAUUUUAUGUGGUAUCUUAGGAUUUUUAGUCUUGUUAAUUAUAUUCAGAUAUGUCAGAAGAUACUGCUUAACGAGACAUCUUAAAUUUGUAGAAGAAAAGCCUUCAGAAUUCAAAAAUCUAUAAUUAGAAUUAAGUUUAUCUAAAAAUGUUUUAUUCAUUAACAUAUCAGCAACCUUUAAUUGA